This is a messenger RNA of Dendroctonus ponderosae (mountain pine beetle), 2048 nucleotides long. RefSeq names its product T-box transcription factor TBX10. Gene Ontology annotation, cellular component: nucleus. The transcript is spliced from 9 exons. Lineage: Eukaryota; Metazoa; Arthropoda; Insecta; Coleoptera; Curculionidae. The coding region runs from base 372 to 1760 and encodes 462 amino acids. The record is from RefSeq and is a predicted model, not a curated record. Gene Ontology annotation, molecular function: RNA polymerase II cis-regulatory region sequence-specific DNA binding; DNA-binding transcription factor activity, RNA polymerase II-specific. Gene Ontology annotation, biological process: positive regulation of DNA-templated transcription; cell fate specification; regulation of transcription by RNA polymerase II.
UGGCACAUCCAAGACACUGUCAUGGCCUACGUUGACAACAUGUGUGAAAACUUUCAGUCCGUCAACGGAGUUCAUUAAAAUCGAGCGGGCCGCGAAAAUUCGGCAUUUUUCCCCGUUGAAUGUGCGUGCGACUGCUGGGAUUUUUGUUUUUUUCUCGACGAAAACCGCUUGUCAACCGGGUGAUUAGUUUUUCGGCGACGAUGCAGCUCGUAAACUGCCCCGUAAAACACCAAAAUUAAUGGUUACAGAUACAGAUGAUUCGGGUGCGGACAGCGACGAUCUCAGAGAUUUUGCCAAUGUCCAGCUGUUGACCAUCAUCAGGGCAGUGCAGGUCCACGCCAGUGAAGUUAAAGUGCGACGCGUUCAAAAUCAUGCAUCAUCAACAAUUCGGACAUAAGGAGAACAGUGCUGUGGGUGUGGGGGGGCCGAUCGACACCACAUCAGUGUCGUACCACUCGCAGUUCAGCUACGGGGGCGCCAACGACAACUGGACGUACAACAAUCCGACGGUGACGCCAAUGAAGCAAAUUGAAGCUUGUCUUCAAAGUGCCGGCAAAGACCGUAAGGCUUAUUCGCCAUUGGACCAGGCGGACGCCCUGUCCCUGGAACAGGAAAAUGAACGUCCGGAAAACAACAACCGCAACAAUGCGCACAACAAAAACCACAGCUUGUCAUCGGCGCUGUCACCUGCCCUGUCAAGUUCGAGCGCCAUCUUGGAAAUGAAACACCUAUGGGACGAGUUCUACUCGUUGGGCACGGAAAUGAUCGUCACCAAGGCGGGAAGACGAAUGUUCCCGACGUUCCAAGUGAAACUCUGCGGUCUCGAUCUGCACUCCGAGUACAUGUUGAUGAUGGACUUUGUGCCGGUGGACGACAAGCGCUAUCGCUAUGCGUUUCACAGUUCCAGUUGGGUGGUGGCCGGCAAGGCGGAUCCAGUGUCGCCGCCCCGGAUCCACGUGCACCCCGACAGUCCCGCCACUGGCGCCCAAUGGAUGAAGCAAACUGUGUCUUUUGACAAGCUGAAGCUGACCAAUAAUCAGCUGGACGACAAUGGCCACAUUAUCCUCAACUCGAUGCAUCGGUACCAGCCGCGGUUCCACGUCGUCUAUUUACCCCCGAAAAACGUGCAGUCUGAGGAAAACAGCAGCGAAAACUUCAAAACUUUCGUGUUCCCGGAAACCUCCUUCACCGCAGUCACCGCCUACCAGAACCACCGGAUCACUCAACUGAAAAUCGCCAGCAAUCCGUUUGCCAAAGGCUUUAGAGACUGCGAUCCAGAUGACGGAUCACCCGAAGUGUCCAGUCCGUCCAAUCAGCAGCGCCAACGAACUACGUCCCGAUCAACCCCAAACAGUUGCGGCACCAAAGAUGAUGAGGGCGCUGAGCACGCGGCACCGACCCAAACCCACCAAUCGGACGCGCUGCACAAUCCCCACCCCUCGAUGAUCUUCCAGAACCGGUACCAGCCGACCAAUCAGACGGCCAGCCCUGCGCUGCUCCAGUCCAACAUACUCAGUGCCGGCCUCAGCCCGAUCGCCCAGCCCUACUCGGCGGAAAUUUGCAACUACGGCCCCGUCUACCAUCCGCACAACAUUCUGCACAACUACAAUGCGGUCUACACCAAUGACAAGUCGAUGCGACCUGCCAAUUUCGGUCGCGGCAUGUACGGCGGCUAUCAGGGCUUUUACAAUAAUGGAAAUUUCCGAUCGGCAACCCUGACCAGUGCCCAUCAAAGUGGCUACGAUUUUGCGCCGCGAUAGUGCGCACGUCAAUGUCAAUGUCAGUGUCAACUAGGGGGCCGAGCGAUUGUUGUCAAUGUCACUUUCGCUUGCUUGAUUUCUCACCUACAAGUUGUGGCCAAUUCGACUCCGCUAGGUAUACAGGGUGGUCCUCUACUAAUGAGACAAACGCACUCUAUUGUUUAGGUAGAAAUACGAAAUUUUGAUUUAUUUGUCUCACUGCGUGUAAUAGUCAUUGUAUUUUUCUUUCCUGGGAUAUAAAAAUGUUCAUAUCGUUUAUGUCAUAUAACGUUUCGGCGAGACAACAGC